GAAUAGAUUGCAAUUGUUCUGUCCAAGUGUGAACCGAAACUUGGUCAACUUCAAAUAAUAUUACCCUACAAGAUGUCCGCCGGCGAAGUGGACGAGCUCUUCGACAUCAAAAACGCCUUCUUCACCGGCAACUUCCAACAAUGCAUCACUGAGGCUCAAAAGAUCAAGCCCUCAGAUCCGGACGCUACUGUGGAAAAAGAUGUGUUUCUAUACCGAGCCUAUUUGGCUCAAAAGAAAUUUGGCGUGGUUCGCGAUGAAAUUGGACCCCAAUCCAACGCCUUGAUUCAGCCACUCAAGAAACUGGCCGUUUAUCUACAGAAUGCCAAUCAAAGAGAGGAGUUGGUUCAAGAGAUGGAGACGGAGAUGUCUGGAACUGUGGAUUUGAACAAUCACGUUCUCUUACUCGUGGCGGCCUCCAUCUUCUAUCAAGAGGAGAAUUAUGAGGCUGCUCUUCGGGUCCUCCAUCCAUCGGAUCAUCUGGAAUGUAUGGCCUUGAAGCUCCAAACCUUGUUGAAGAUGGAUCGGAUCGAUUUGGCAAGGAAAGAGUUGAAGGUCAUGCAAGAUAAGGACGAUGAUGCUACGCUGACUCAAUUGGCACAAGCUUGGGUCAAUCUCCAAAUGGGCGGGGAUAAGAUCCAGGAUGCUUACUACAUUUAUCAAGAAAUGAUUGAUAAAUUUGGAUCCACGCCAUUGCUGCUGAAUGGACAGGCUAGUUCUUUUAUUCAGCAAGGCAAGUUUCAAGAGGCGGAAGGUGCUCUACAAGAGGCCUUGGAAAAGGAUCCCAACAAUGCCGAGACUCUGAUCAACAUGAUUGUGUUGUCUCAACAAACUGGCAAGGCGCCUGAGGUGAGCAAUCGAUAUCUGACCCUGCUGAAGGACGAUGAUCCAAAGCAUCCUUUUUUGAAGACCUAUUCCCAAAAGGAGAGUGAUUUUGAUCGCAUGAUUGCUCAGUAUGCGGUGACGGCGUGAUUUGAUAAGAUUUUUAUUUAUUUUGAAAUACAUUGUUUUACAAAACGUU
This is a messenger RNA of Tigriopus californicus, 1018 nucleotides long. RefSeq names its product coatomer subunit epsilon-like (gene epsilonCOP). Gene Ontology annotation, biological process: intra-Golgi vesicle-mediated transport; endoplasmic reticulum to Golgi vesicle-mediated transport; retrograde vesicle-mediated transport, Golgi to endoplasmic reticulum. NCBI's taxonomy places the organism in Eukaryota, Metazoa, Arthropoda, Copepoda, Harpacticoida, Harpacticidae. The record is from RefSeq and is a predicted model, not a curated record. Gene Ontology annotation, cellular component: COPI vesicle coat. The transcript has 5 exons. The coding region runs from base 73 to 969 and encodes 298 amino acids. Gene Ontology annotation, molecular function: structural molecule activity; protein binding.